UGUCAUUUGGACUUUUGUCCGCCUCUCUGUUUUUUGCGCCCUCGCUUCUGUGGCGGCUCGCCAUGGGUUUCCAUGUCGCCAAUGUUCCUGUCCUGCUGUCCUGCUGUCCUGUCCUUGUGCUUUGGUUGAAUCAAUUUGGAUCGCCAUUUGUGAUAUCAGAUGAUGAUCCUGAUGAAGCCCGUUCCAGUGACGGCCAAGAAUUCACCUCCUGGUCGUCGCCCCAGCCCUCGCGAGACCUCUAUGCAGAUCUGCUCUUGGAUUCCCCUGAUCCUCCUCGGAAACGUUCUUCAUCCGUUCUGUCAAGUCCACCAGGUGUCUCCACGUUCCGAAGCAACCCUUCAGCGAUAUUGUCCUCGGCUUCUCAGAAGAGAUUCACAAGUCCUCCUGCCACCCGUCUCGCUCGCUCGCCUCAAAUCGCCAGUGGCGCCCGUCUUCAUUCUGACCCUCGUUUGGCCUUUGAACCCUGGCUGAACGACGCUGUUGAUUCUGACGAGCCUGGGAUUCACCCUGCGUCCUCGACCGUCGACCCGUCUCCGCUUUCCAGCCCAGCAUUCUCGGAAUUGCGCUGGGACGAUCCCGCCAGUCCCACGCGACCUCGAUUAGCGUCUGGGUGCCCUGCCCUGACCCUGGAUGCAAUUCUUGCUCAAGAUCGAUGGGGAGUGGAUAUUAGCGGACAGCCGGGCAAGAAAAUCGUCGGUGCUGGCAAAGCUCUAUCCCCAGAUCACUUUCGUCGCAUGGGAUGUGGGCUUUCCCUACCAGUUCAGAACCCAUCAAAGCUCAUCUCGCCGCGCAAGCAGUCUUCACCCUCCAGUCGAAAUCGUACUCGUCGUGCGGAUGUGCAGGUUCACGAAAGCUCCCUCGCCGACGGAUACCGCCAUCACAGCCUCGACAAUUCCAGGCAAAUCGAGCAAGGCGCCUCGCCAAAGAAACGGCGGCGAAAGGAUCAGGGCGUUUCUGGAUCAUCGGAGCUUACCGAGAAGCAACAAAAGCGUUUGGCUGAUCAACGCAUGGCUGCUGAGGAAAAGAAGAAGCAGGCCCAACUCAAGCACAUCAACACCAAAUGGGAUGCGCGGACAGCCUGCUCCGAAAUGACGGUUCAAAUCGAUCGACAGCUCGUGUCGACUGUGCGCAUGCUUGAUCGACUCAAGGAAGCACUUCAGGAACUUGGUGCCCGUGUUGAGAUAUGUGACCAUCGGCCCGCCAAUAUCAUCUGCUGGAAGCGGGAUUCUGCCCGAAGCUGGUCUCCGGCCCGCAAGAUGUUUGUGCCUGUGCCGACCUCGGGACUCGAGAAGCACGUUGUCUACUGGCUCAACGCCGCCGAAUAUGCACAGCAAGUCAAAGACGGCUGCUUUGUCGACAAGUUCGAAGAGCUCCGACGAUGCUUCCCAGACUGCAGCGUCCACUAUUUUAUCACGGGCCUGGAACAGUACUUUCGGAAAGCCAACCUCAUUGCGAGCCACUCGCUCCCUGAGCAAGCUGCACGAUCGUCAGGCAAUCGCUCCCGGCGACAGAGGCAUUCUGCCGGCGUGGGCGAUGUGGUCGCUCGGAGUCAGAUCGAAGAGUCGCUGCUGAGGCUGCAGAUCAACGGGAGCGGCCGCUGUUUCAUCACUCUGCUCGCCGAGCACGAGGCAGAGGGAUGGAUUGUCGGGCUCACAAAGGCGCUGGCCACCAGGGUCCAAAAGAUGGCGCUACGAGAUGCACUGUCGGGUCUCAAUGCCGAUCCACGAGCAGCCCGCCGAUCCGCUGCGUCGUUGAGCGAAGCCUGGAUGCAAAUGCUUCAGCUCAUCCCUGGGGUUGGCGAGAACAAGGCCUCUGCGAUUGCCCGCAAGUAUCCGUCGCUCUCGCUGUUGAUGUCCGCUUACGAAUCGCUGGAGGUGUCCAAGGCCAGACAGCUGCUUGCCAGUCUCGAGUAUGUGGUUCCAAAAUCAGGAAAUACCAAAUCCAUAGGUGCCAAGGUCGCCGCCCGCAUCCACCACGUCAUAACCGCGAAGGUUUCGGAUGAGCAGCCAAUAAAAUCCAUUUAGUGCUCGAG
Polychytrium aggregatum is the source of this 2032-nucleotide messenger RNA. RefSeq lists its product as uncharacterized. Gene Ontology annotation, biological process: replication fork processing; mitotic intra-S DNA damage checkpoint signaling; resolution of meiotic recombination intermediates. The transcript is spliced from 5 exons. The record is from RefSeq and is a predicted model, not a curated record. The coding region runs from base 63 to 2024 and encodes 653 amino acids. NCBI's taxonomy places the organism in Eukaryota, Fungi, Chytridiomycota, Chytridiomycetes, Polychytriales. Gene Ontology annotation, cellular component: Holliday junction resolvase complex; nucleus.